Molecule: messenger RNA, 1363 nt
Organism: Tauraco erythrolophus (red-crested turaco)
Lineage: Eukaryota; Metazoa; Chordata; Aves; Musophagiformes; Musophagidae
Source: RefSeq, a predicted model, not a curated record
AUGAGGAAGCUUCCUUCUCUUCUGGCUAGGACACUCAAUUCUGGGACCAGUGGCUCCUCAGUGCUUCCUGACAUGUCUGAAGUGCGGAGCAGAUUGAGGGAUAUAGUGGGAGCAUCUACCAACUGGAGGGAUCACGUGCAAGCAAUGCAAGAAAGAAAAGCUCUUCAUACUUUACUGGCAAAACGACAGGAAGAUCUCCCUCCUAAGAGGAUGAAAGAUAGCUACUUGGAAGUUAUUCUCCCUCUAGGAAGUCAACCUGAAAUAAGAGAAAAGUAUCUGAAUGUACACAACAGCGUAAGGUUUGGAAGGAUACUGGAAGAUCUUGACAGUUUAGGAGUUCUAAUUUGCUACACUCACACCAAGCAGGAAAUGCAGCCAAGAUCCCCCUUAUCAAUAGUUACUGCCCUGGUGGAUAAAAUCAAUUUGUGCAAGAAGAUCAUAUAUCCGGACUGUGACAUCAAAUUCACAGGCAAUGUCUCUUGGGUUGGAAGGACCUCAAUGGAAGUAAAGAUGCACAUGCUGCAGGUACAUGAUGGUGAUUACAGCCCUGUGUUAGAUGCAACCUUUGUCAUGGUGGCCCGGGACCCAGAAAAUAAACGGCCAGCAUUUGUUAAUCCACUCGUCCCUGAGACCCCUGAGGAAGAAGAAAUCUUCAAGCAAGGGGAAUUGAACAAGCUGAAGAGAAUUGAUUUCAGCACUGCCUCCUUACUGAAAAUGGCUCCCACUGCAGAAGAAAGAAACAUCGUUCAUGACAUAUUCCUUAAUACAUUGGACACAAGGAUGGUAAGUUUCCGGAGUCGCAAACUACCACCCAAUUCAGUGUGGAUGGAAGAUGCAAAGCUAAAAGGCCUACAGAUUUGCCAUCCUCAGGAACGGAACAUCUUCAAUAGGAUCUUUGGGGGGUUUCUCAUGAGAAAGGCGUUUGAACUGGGAUGGGCAACUGCUUGCAGCUAUGGGGGUUCCAGACCUUUUAUUGUAUCCGUUGAUGAUAUCAUGUUUCAGAGGCCAGUUGAGGUUGGAUCCUUAUUACUGCUUUCUGGACAGGUCUGUUACACGGAAAAAAACUACAUCCAGGUUCGGGUACACAGUGAGGUUUAUGAUCCAGAUACCAGGCAGCACCAGACAACCAAUAUCUUCCAUUUUACAUUUGUAUCAGAAAAUGAGGUCCCACGGGUUGUCCCCAAAACUUAUGGAGAGUCCAUGUUGUAUUUAGAUGGCAAGCGACACUUCGCUGCAACCAUGAAAGAAAUCUGACGCGAACUGAAUGCUGCAUCAGCAGUGUAGCAGCACGCUGUCUUGGAAAGAGUUGUCAUCAGAGAUGGCUAACAGACAGGUGCUUGCAAUACUGAAAAAACCCCAAACC